CUGUUAGCUACCAUCUGAAUCACAUUCACAGCAAAUAUGAAAUUAACCAAAUUAUUCUUCUUAGUAUUUUUGGUUCAACUAUUUUAUGUCAUUCCCAAAACUUCUGCUCAAUUAUUUGAGUUUCUCUAUAAUUUGUGUGGAGACAAUCACUCCACUCCCAAUGCUUAUCUAACAAACCUUAAAACAACCCUCAAUUCUAUGUCUUCAAACACCCAAAUCACCUAUGGUUACUAUAACUUCACCGCCGGUCAACAACCCAACAAAGUCGAAGCCAUGGCUCUCUGCAGGGCCGAUAUCUCAGUCGAUGAUUGUCGUGAUUGUGUCAGUUCUUCUGCUUCUAGUCUGCUUUCAGUCUGUCCCAACAGUAUGAAGGCGUUCGGGUAUUCUGACAACUGUGUAAUAUAUUACACAAACAUCAGUCUGUUUCAUGUUUUAACAGAUAGGCCAUUUUGGGCUCUUCGGUUUGAUGGCAGAAUUACUGCUGAUAUCCCCAAGUUUAACAGUUCGCUUACUACUUUGAUGACCUCUUUGCAAAACAAGGCUUCCUUAGGUAAUUCUGUUCUUAAAUUUGCUACCGGAAACACGAAAGUUACUGCCAAUCAAUCCUUGUAUGGUCUUGUUCAGUGUAGUCCUGACUUGAAUAGGCUCGACUGUGUUAAGUGUGUGCAAAAUCUCACUUUGAGUGUCUUCACACAGUAUUUUAUCACCACUAGUCCUUUAUAUAUGGCUAAAGGAGGAAGAGUGGUUUCGGCUAGUUGCAAUCUUCGGUAUGAGCUCUAUCCUUUCUAUAAGAAUGUAACUUACAUAGCUACUCCACCUGCCUCCAACAGAAAUGCCACUACUUCUAUUCAAGGUGCAAGUAGUAGCAAAUCACAUAAAAUCAUUGCUAUCGUUGUUCCGAUUGUUGGAUCAUUAGUACUCAUCCUUAUCAUAGCUUCCUUCUGUAUCUUUGUACGAAGGAAGAAGCAGAUAAAGUUUUCAGGAAAUUUUGACAAGGAAGAAAUGGACACUCUUCAAUCCUUACAAUUCAGUACUGGGGCAAUCAAGGUUGCAACAGAGAACUUUGCUGUUGAAAAUGUGCUCGGAAAAGGUGGAUCCGCCACUGUUUACAAGGGAAAGCUGACUGAUGGGCAAGAAAUAGCGGUGAAGAGGAUCGAACGACAUGCAGUUCUAGGGGAAGAGCAGUUCAAAAAUGAAAUUCUGACCCUAGCAAAGCUGCAUCACGGGAAUCUAGUGAGACUUCUCGGAUUCUGCUUGGAAGAAGAUGAAAUGCUUCUCAUUUAUGAGUUUGUCGUCAAUAAAAGCCUUGACGCCUUUCUUUUUGACCCAGAGCACCGUGCAUCUAUGCACUGGGAUACGCGGCUUGACAUUAUUAAUGGCGUUGCUAGAGGACUCCUAUACCUGCAUGAAGAUUCACAACAGCGGAUUAUACACCGUGACUUGAAAGCUGCUAAUGUUCUGCUAGACGCUGAUUUCAUCCCUAAGAUUGCAGAUUUUGGCCUAGCAAAGUUGUUCAAGGCUGACCAAUCUCAAGCAGUGGCAAGCAAAGUAGUUGGUACUCACGGAUACAUGCCACCGGAGUAUUUGAUCCAAGGUCAGGUGUCAUUGAAGUCGGAUGUGUUUAGCUUUGGUGUACUUGUUUUGGAGAUAGUAAGCGGCCAAAAGAUUAGCUCUUUCCAAAUUGGAGAAAAACAGGAAAGUCUGCUUGCUUAUGCAUGGGAAAACUGGCAAGAAGGCAAAGCGUGGAAUCUUGUAGACCCUGCACUAUCCCCUGCUUUUAGUGCUGAGAUACUGAGAUGCAUACACAUCGGUUUGCUAUGUGUUCAGAAUAACAUGGCCGAUAGACCAACUAUGUCUUCAGUAUCUCUUAUGCUAAGUAGCAACACUAUGACCCUGGAAGCGCCUUUGCAACCAGCAUUUUUCAAACAAAACCGUCCCAUGCUACUAAGUGAACCUUCACAAGACAAUUCCUCAGAUCAAUCAAAUAGCAGAUCAUUAUCAGUUAAUGAAGCUUCUGUGACAGAGCUCUACCCUCGAUAAUAGAGAUGCUGCUAAUGUUACAACUGUGUCUGCAGCUUUAUAAUUACAGUAUAAUUUAUUGCAAUAUAAUAGUAGCCAACUGUUGUUACACCAUGUGAUGAUUUGUAGAGACCCUCCCAAAGUGAUGCUAAAUAUGGGAAGUAAAAAAGGAAACUGACCUACAAUCAUGCAAUCACAGGACUUGUUCUCUUCAGCUUAAUUUCAGUUUAGUUCAAUUCA
This is a messenger RNA of Chenopodium quinoa (quinoa), 2259 nucleotides long. RefSeq names its product putative receptor-like protein kinase At4g00960. The record is from RefSeq and is a predicted model, not a curated record. The transcript has 7 exons. Gene Ontology annotation, molecular function: protein kinase activity; ATP binding. Gene Ontology annotation, biological process: protein phosphorylation. NCBI's taxonomy places the organism in Eukaryota, Viridiplantae, Streptophyta, Magnoliopsida, Caryophyllales, Amaranthaceae. Bases 37 to 2040 code for a protein of 667 amino acids.